AUGGCUGAUAAUAAAUUAUGUGGAGCCACAACAAUUAUUGCUUCCGGUGACCUUGCAAAAAAGAAAACAUAUCCUGCACUAUUUGGUCUUUAUCGUAAUGGUUUUUUGCCAGCAAGAACUUGUAUCGUUGGAUAUGCCAGAACAAAAUUAGAUUUAAAAACAUUCCAUGAAAGAAUUUCUGCUUUUGUUAAAAUUCUAAAUGAUGAAAUUAGACAACAACUUUCUGAAUUCUUAAAACUUUGUACUUAUGUUUCUGGACAAUACGAUAAUGACGAUGAUUAUAAAAGAUUGAAUAAGAGCAUUGAAGAUAUUGAACGUCGUGACACUAAAAAUAUAGCAAAGAAUCGUAUUUUCUAUAUGGCUUUACCACCAAGUGUAUUUGUCCCUGUUGCAACUGGUGUAAGAAACAAUGUUUAUACAAGAAGAGGCAUUAAUCGACUAAUUGUCGAGAAACCUUUUGGUCAUGAUCUUGAAAGUUCUCGUGAGUUGGACAAAGCUUUGGCUCCUUUAUGGAAAGAAGAUGAGACUUAUCGUAUCGAUCAUUAUUUAGGCAAAGAAAUGGUUAAAAAUCUCUUGACAAUCAGAUUUGCUAAUGUUUUCUUUGGUGCAAUUUGGAAUCGUUAUAGUAUUUCCAAUAUUCAAAUUACAUUUAAAGAACAAAUUGGUACAGAGGGUCGUGGUGGUUACUUUGAUGAAUUUGGUAUUAUUCGUGAUGUUAUGCAAAAUCAUCUUUUGCAAAUUUUAAGUAUUGCUGCUAUGGAACGUCCCGUAUCACUGAGUGCUGAAGAUGUUCGCGAUGAAAAAGUUCGUGUUUUACGUAAUAUUCCACCUGUCAAAUUAGAUGAUGUUUUCUUAGGACAAUAUUCAAAAUCAGAAGAUGGUACCAAACUAGGAUAUCUUGACGAUAAGACAGUGCCAGCUGGUAGCAAUUGUCCAACAUAUGCUAUUGCUGUAUUAUUUAUCAAUAAUGAACGUUGGGAAGGUGUACCAUUUAUUCUUAAAUGUGGAAAAGCAUUGAAUGAGCCAAAAACCGAAAUCCGUGUUCAAUUCCAAGACGUUCCCGGAAAUGUAUUCAAAGAUGCAUCACGUAACGAACUAGUUAUUCGAGUACAACCAAACGAAGCUGUCUAUAUGAAGAUGACCAGCAAAUUGCCAGGUCUUUCAAUGGAUACUGUCAUUUCAGAAUUGGACCUUACUUAUAAAAAGCGAUUUUCAGAUUUGAAAAUUCCUGAUGCUUAUGAAGCAUUAAUUCUUGAUGUAUUAAAUGGUGAUCAUUCUAAUUUUGUCAGGAAUGACGAAUUGGAUGCUGCUUGGAGGAUAUUCACUCCAAUUCUUCAUAAGAUUGAAAAUGAAAAAAUCAAACCAUUACCUUAUGCUUAUGGAUCUCGUGGUCCAGCAGGUAGUGAUGAAUUUGUCGCAAAGUAUGGAUACAAACGAAGCACCCAAGAAUAUAAUUGGACAGAACGUCAUUAA
Messenger RNA from Entrophospora sp. SA101, 1473 nucleotides. Lineage: Eukaryota; Fungi; Glomeromycota; Glomeromycetes; Entrophosporales; Entrophosporaceae. The record is from the annotation of a GenBank genome assembly.